ACUAGACCUAGUUCGGCGACUCGCCUCAAGCCCCCCCGCGUUGUUAUUGAUUCUCUUCUCGUAUCGUGCAUGAUGAGAAAACGAGGCUGAGCCCAUUCAUUCCAAUCCCAUCGUUCAAUAGGGGCACUUUCACUAAGGUAUAGAGUCAUCAUCAACUAAGUUACCUUUACUUACACAUUCUCAUUCUCGCACUCAUUUAUUUCUCUCAUUUAUUCUUCACAGCCUAAACACGACAUCUUCUUAUCUCUUCUGUAACGUCAUCGUCAGCAUCAGUUUCUGCCCUGAGCUGGGCAUCGGCUCACUUGCAUCAUCAACAUGAUGCUCAAGUAUCUCACCAAGCCUACGAGGAAGAACAUUUCUGAUGCUCUUCUCAUCUUGGGUGUAAUUGGCAGUGUUAUUUCAGUCAUUUUGGCGUCCAUUGUGUUUAUUGCCGGUACCACCAUUAUUCGUGGUGAUCCUGAUCAUCUUCUAUGGAAGCCAUUAGCCUUGGUCUCGUUUGAAGGCAUUAUUCCCAACAAUGAUACCUCUCAUUUCUUGGUGCACCUAAACUGGUUCGCCAGUUCCUUCGGAUGGGAACAUCCCACAGCCCCCAAGGGUCUUCCAAAAGUUGGAAUCACAUCCUCGGGACUACGAUAUCACUCAAAUAUCGUUAAUGAUCUUAACCAAAUUGCCACUGAACUUCGACUACCAGAAGACACCUUCAACUGCCCCAAGCCGGGCCCUUAUGAAGAUCCAUGUGGCAACAUCUUCUUUGAAGCUUGGCGAAGCUACAUGGCCAGCGGUGGACUUCCGAUCAGUAGCUGGAUCGUCUGGGUCAAUAUCUAUGUCGCUCUGGUAUUCAGCAUUAUGGACAUUCUCCGAGAGUGGGUUAUUCCCAACAGACCUCACUGGAUGAAGUGUCGCUGCAUCAUCGGCAAGCGAUGGUGUCCUCUUCCCAAGGGCAGCAAGGAGGAAAUCGAGCAGUUCGACGACUACGUAUGGGACAAGGUCCGGCUCACCUACUGGGCCAUUUCGGCUGCUUACUUCGGCAUCGCUGCCGGUCACACAUGUCUUAACUCAGUUUUCUUUGUUCGUUACCUGGGGUAUUUCGAGGAGCGUUUACCAGACGGUAUCAGCAUGCACGGAAGACGACGCCUGGCUUCUGAGAUCUUGCUCUGGGUCGCUUUUGGCAUCAAGACAUUUGGUGCAUUGUGCAUGGCUGUGAGGUGGAAGCUGAGCAGAAGGCCAAAGGGCUGGAUGGACGGACAGAGCCUCGGUCGCCUUGAGAGGUCCAAGCCAAACGGUGCAGAUGGAGGGAAAUACACAGAUUAGAGUGUCAGUGAUAUAAAGCGAGAAUGUAUUAUACUUAAUAAUUGGCGAUAAUAGAUUGCUCCGGCAAAAGCGUUUGGUUUGAA
Messenger RNA from Fusarium oxysporum Fo47, 1394 nucleotides. RefSeq lists its product as uncharacterized. The coding region runs from base 316 to 1311 and encodes 331 amino acids. The transcript is spliced from 2 exons. Lineage: Eukaryota; Fungi; Ascomycota; Sordariomycetes; Hypocreales; Nectriaceae. The record is from RefSeq and is a predicted model, not a curated record.